Pocillopora verrucosa is the source of this 1590-nucleotide messenger RNA. Lineage: Eukaryota; Metazoa; Cnidaria; Anthozoa; Scleractinia; Pocilloporidae. The record is from RefSeq and is a predicted model, not a curated record.
AUGGUCUCUUGGUAUGAAGCAGUGAGGCGAUGUAAAAGUCUUGGAGGAUUUUUGGUGAAAAUAGAUGAUGCCGAUGAACAAAGUUUCUUAACGGAUAGAAUCAACAUCAGUAGAAAAAUAAAGGCACUUUGGAUUGGACUUCAUGAUCUUGAUGAUGAAAAUGACUUCAAAUGGGAGCAUGAUAAUACACCUGCCAACUUCUCUCACUGGAAUAAGGGUGAACCUGAUAAUUCUGGUGAUGGGGAAGACUGUGUUGCAGUCUCUGGGAUUUUCUUGUACAUGUACAGUCAACUAUACCCUCCCGGCCGAUGGAAUGAUAUGGACUGUGACAAGAGUGCCCCUUACAUUUGCGAGAAAAAUAUUAGGCGUAAACAUGUUCAGCGUCCUUUCCGCGAGAUUAUUCCUCUUGACAAGUGGGAAAUUCUUCCCAAGCAGGUGCAUUAUGAGGAGGAGCUGGGCCGAGGUGCAUUUGGUGUGGUUUACCAAGCAACUCUUACGAGAAGAGCUGGAAUAGAAGUGUUUGAAACAAGAGAAAGACUAAAGCCAGAAAAACAAUGUCAAGUUGUUGCGGUAAAAGUAUUACAGGGUGAUCCAAGCGAUGAGCAAAGAGAAGCUUUCCUUCAUGAAAUAUUACAAAUGAAGCUGUUGGGUUCACAUCAGAAUAUCGUGUCUUUGGUCGGAUGCUGCACACUGCAGGACACCAAGUUUCUGGUGAUAGAGUAUGUUCCGUAUGGUGAUCUCUUACAAUGGUUACGGCAAAAGAGGCGAUCGGUAAAUAAAAAUCAAGCCCUCAGAGGAAAGGAGGCGGAAAAGUUUUAUGAAGAUAGAGACACUCCGAUUGAUGAGUUGAAAAGAUGCGAACCUAGUCGAGAAAAUAUAGAAUUGAUGUCAAUGCCAUCCAGUCCAGGUUACUAUAACCACGCUGCUGUCAUUUCGCUGUCUACGGUGAAUCUUCAUGAGAGUAACCUUGAUGGCGUAAAUGAUAAUGAUGACGUCGGUGUUGAUGGUUUCUCUGCUCAACAGCUGUUUUCAUUUGCUUGGCAAGUAGCAAGAGGAAUGAAUCACCUUGCCGAAAAUGAUUUCGUUCAUCGUGACCUUGCAGCUCGGAACAUCCUUGUUGGUCAAGACGGACGAGUGAAGGUGUCAGACUUUGGUUUGAUGCGCCAAGUGUACGAAGAUGUGUACAGCAUAAAAAAAGCUAAAAAGCUACCAGUUAAAUGGAUGGCAUCAGAGAGCAUCUUCGAGGGUGUUUCUACUUUCAAGAGUGACGUUUGGUCUUAUGGAAUUUUUCUCUGGGAAAUGGCUACCAUGGGUGGUGUUCCAUACCCUACGUUUACCAAUACAGAGCUCUGUAAACUUCUAAAGAAUGGUUAUCGCAUGGAAAAACCUGAUAUGUGCUGCCAUGAAGUAUAUGAACUGAUGACUUCAUGCUGGGAGAACGAUCCCACAACUCGCCCCAGUUUCUCGGAGUUGAUUGACCGACUGGAGGCUAUUAUGACGAGGGAUGUAACAUACUGCGAUCUGUCAAAUUGCGAUGAAUCGAGUCCAUACUAUAACAUACAGGACAUGGUUGACGAAGAAAGCGAAUGA